Molecule: messenger RNA, 14742 nt
Organism: Spirometra erinaceieuropaei
Lineage: Eukaryota; Metazoa; Platyhelminthes; Cestoda; Diphyllobothriidea; Diphyllobothriidae
Source: the annotation of a GenBank genome assembly
AUGACGUCCCCACCAUUCCAUCCAUCAUCAAAUGGCCAGGCAGAGCGUUUCGUCUACACUUUUGAGAGAGCAAUGAAAAAGGUAUGCGAUGGUGACGUUAGACUGGAGUACCUCAACACAUUCCUUUUCGCCUAUAGAACGACUCCAAAAAGUUAUUUUAGGAGCCAGACACCAGCCGAGCGGUUUUUGGACAGACAGCCGGAUAUCCGAUUACAGUGCGUACAACCAGAUAUUCGAAUUCCCCAAACGACAAAACACUGCUUUCGGGAGGGAGAAGAGGUGUUUGCUCGCAACUAUAAAACCGAAGAGAAGCCUUGGGUAAGAAAAUCCGGAGGUGCCGUGUUUGAGUUGGAGACAGCCGCAGGAAAAAUCGAGAGGCAUGCUAACCAGCUCAUGACUAGAUUCACCACAGACGGUUAAGUUGCAUUCGGCCUGCUGUCUGCUACCUUUGAGGUUUCGACCCCCAAGGUAGACAGUUAGCCAACACCACCAGUUGUUCGUAGAAGCAACAGGAGAGUGCAGCCGCGGAGGAAAUUGGUCUUGGAGCCGAAGAAGAAGAAGAAGAAGAAGAAGAAGAAGAAGAAGAAGAAGAAGAAGAAGAAGAAGAAGAGGUACAAGGUCCAAAUUUAAAAAGCGGUAGAUGUUAUGGAAAUUGCAAGCGGUGCGGAGUCACGGCCUAAGGCGAAAGGAAGACUGGACCGCGCGCUGAAGUUAGACUGCCGACCUUCGUAUGUGGAGCACGUGUGGUGGCGUUGCCCCCGCGAGCGGCCCAAUUAAUGGCCAGUCGAAUAAUUCGAGGCUUUUCCUCGAGAGAUUCUCGCGCACGCGUCGGCCGAUUCGCGAUCGGCACGCCACUGUAUAUUCCCGAUCGAAACCGGCAGGACAACGGGCUCGUGACCAUGUGCUCAGAGGCGUCGACUUCUAACUAACAGGUCGUGAGUUCGAGCCUCGGGUGUUCCACACUUCGAGGUUGGGUAUGACUGGCCGACGACGGCUAAUACGCCAGAACUGGCCAUUCCAGUCUCGCUUGCCUUUGUCAGUAAUAACAUUCUGCCUAUAUCAUGCGCCGCUGUGCGGCUGCUAGUUGGGCUCGAGAGAGAGAGAGAGCCCGUAGGGCACAACGGAACGAGUAAGUUCCGUAAGAACGGUCUGUGAGCGCCCCUUACCAUAGACAGGGAUGUUCUAGAACGCCCUCAAGGACUGGCACGCCAUUGGCUGAGAUGUUUCAGAACACCUAGGGGCCAAUAAGGCGAGUUUCUAACGGGUUAUAACCCGUGUUCGCAGGCUGCAAAGAAGGGGGGUUGUUACCCCAGAAUACGCUUCCUUCUCUUCCGUCUACCCAUCGGGCUAUAACAAAAUAGGAGCGUCAUAGAGGCCACAUUAGGAGGCAGACAUUGUAACCUUACUCUCAACACACCAGUCGGCUACUCCACACAAACGCACACUUCGACCGUCGUUGCCGAUGAUGUCCACCGUGUCCUCCGCAACAAGGUGAGCACAGGACGAUGACUUGUGCAUGAUUUAGUUUAUCGGGAAUGCAGACUCGUGUUUUCCUCCCGAAAGUUAUUAACUACUAGACGUUCUAGUCGCUGUGGUUCAGUAACAUUUUGUAAUUGCCUUUUCAAUUACCCAUCCGAUGAAAACGUGUGAUCCAAGGCAUUCCGGCUACCGUUUAGGUAUUCGUUUCCAUUCUACUCGAAACAUUUCAGUAGCGAGUUUUUAUAAUUCCAACGUUGUAAUACCAUACAUACAACUACACGCUCGUCGCUUGAAGUUUUUUAGCCAAUCUUAUUUCGAAGUUUGUCUAUGCAUUGGAAUUUCUUUCAACGUUAAUGUAACCAACAGGAGUUCAAAGGCGUUCGCCUGCCUUUCCCCGAAAUGACUAACCUGAACCGAAGUGAACUGCAACGUCCGGUCUCGUAGAUGUGGUCUUUUUCGAAAUUUAAAUUAUAAUCGGGCGGUCUUACAGACGUCGUGUCAUAUGCACUUGCAGUGAGUGUGACCGAUCUCAUGAAAUGUUAGCCGAAAUUCUGAAAUGCGUCUUUGAUUAGGAAAGAUUACUUACGCGCGGUUGUUAAGUUGGUUACCAUGCGGCCCAAUCCUCUGGAAUUUUGGACUCGCCAAGACGUUGGCUCUAGAGCGCACUUCUUUUCGACCUCCUGUAAAAACCGCAUUCAGUAAAAAAAUGGCUACUUAAAUGGCAUGCAUUUUCGCACUGAUUUUCGAAGCCCCUACAAAUUUCAAUAUACUUUAUUGAAACGUGCACAAAAUAGGCUUCUUUUUGUUCAUUUGGUAGAAAAUUAUGAUUUCUUUACCUUUUUUGCUCGAAGAAAGGGUAAUCUCGGGUUUUACAAAGUUUCUACUUGAACACCCUCCUCCCGACAAAAUCAAAAACUCAAAGCAAUACUUCCUCGGGAUGAAUUCGACGCAAGCAUACACAGCAGAAUUUAUUGGAACCAGUAAUUUUCGCUACGGCUUAUCAACUGCAGCCUGUUAUUGAAUAACACAGAUAACAAAUGAGAAGGAUACAGAGGUUUGAACUUCCACAGAGAAUAUCAAUAUAAAACAGCAAGGUCAUCGUAUACUGCACGCAGACUAAUCAAUAAAAUUGCAACUUGAGAAGGCAACUUAUGAAAGAAAACGGGGAAGUUGGCACGCAGAGGGAUUGAGUAAAUCAAAGGACUGAGAUUUACCAGGGCAAGCUGAGGUUAACCACGUGGUCUAACUGUUUGCAUAGAUCGGGUUUCUCCCGCCGUAUGUAGGCAGCCUCCAAGUAGCACGGUAUCCGAGUUGUUCGUGCCCAAACUAAUACUCUAAAAGCUGUUUUAGGGUCAACCGAAGGACCGCUAUAUAGGAGGUACUUUUUGAUAAAAGACCAUGGAAUUUUAUUCUACUGCUUUAGAAGCCAUUUAGGCAGGUGCUCAACGGACCUGGCUGCCAAUUGCCUUUACGUUCUCCCAAUGUACUUGCAUCCACAAGUGCAUGUGAAUUCGUAAAGAGAAUUUGACGUGGCGUGCAAUAGCAAGGCCUCCUUUGCCCGUGGAACUGGGAUGGCCUCAGUGGGACUGCAGAAUAUGAGUUCAGCUGAGUUGUAUGUUCUUUCAAUGGUGCAGCUCAAUCGCCUUUUGAUGGUAUCUGAGAUGUUGUCACCCUAAAAUGCUAGGGAUAUUACAACGGGCUUUUUUGGAACUGAUUGGUCCGUCAGUUUUGGCCGUAAAGCGUUGCUGUACUUUUCGAUAAACCGUGUUGGAUACCCACGUUUAAUCAGGGCUGUUUUGAGGCAAGAAAUUUCAGCAUCCAGUGUUUCAAUAGAGCAAAUGUUCUUUGCUCUUUGGAAAAGAGUGCAAACCAGAUUUAGCUUUCGUUGUAUUGGCUCAAAGCUCAGGAAGUGGAGGUAUUGACCCUUCCAUGUAUUCUGAGAGAAAACCCGCCGUCUCAUUGAAUAAUCUUUCUGUCUAGUCAUAAGGACAUCCAGGAAAGCUAGCUAUUGCACUGCUCCUUUCCCAUUGUUAAGAUGGGGGGAGGUGUGAUGAUGUGGUACAGUCGGCGGUGGUCUACCGCAGGUUUUCGAGAAAACGCAUGUGACCUAAUAGGCCCGUGCGGUUCCAACAAAUUCUGCAGUCUAUGUAUUUGCUUCAAAGUCAAAAACAUCAAGAACCUGAUGUCAGUGAGCAUAAGGUUAAAGUUAAACCUGGGCAAAUUGAGUGCUCUAAGAGGGGAGUCUAGGCGAGGGGGGGGAGAGGAAAUGCAAGAAAGUGCCACUAGGAGGGGGCUGAGUGGAAUCCGAUCGUUGUGAGGUAGUUGGGGAGAAAUGCGGUCACAAUGUCAUGAGAGGUGCGUGCACAUUUGUUUGAGGAGACAAAGAAAAGGAAGCGCUGGAGGAAUGUAAAUGCACUUCCUCGUAUCCCCGCAAGGCAGCUUUCCACAGGCACAAACAUAGUAACAGCAAUACCAAUGUCCUAACGCCAAGUCCCCUCGUGGAAUUUUACUCUGCCAACAAUCGGUGGAAGGUUAGGCGGUUGGAUGUAAUUUAUUCGACAGGACCAUGAAGUGAGGAAAACAGUUGGUGUGGAUGCGACUGUAGAAUUACAAUCAAAGGUGCAUUCGAAGUGGCUGAACAGCAGCACUGUCACUCUUUUCCUUCUUCAUGAAACUCAGCGACAGCGCUCCUCGUCUGGAUUACAUUGAGUGACGAUCUCAUAAAAUGUUAGCCGAAAUUCUGAAAUGUGUUUUCGAUUAGGAAGGAUUACUCAGGCGCAGUUGUAAUGCUGAUUAUCUUGAGACAUAAUCCUAUAAUAUUUCGGACUCGGCAGGAUGUCGGCUUUUUAAUGCUGUUCUUUCCGACCUCUUUGAGAAACCAUACUCGGCAAAGAAUGACUACUUAAAAAGCAUUCAUUUAUCCCAUUGAUCUUUUAUGGUCUUGCAAAUUUAAAUACGUUUUAUAAAAACACGAAAAAAUGCUCUCUUUUACUUGUUUCAUAGAAAAUCACGUCAUCUUCAUAGUUUUUACCGCGGGAAGAAGUAUAAUUGGGGUUUUAAAAGUUUUCUAAUUUCCGAAUAAUCUGGAGCCUGAUUAGCCGUUGCAUUAGCGCUUAGUGCUUUCGGUCUGUAAGGUGCAUGCGUUCCGUGUAAGGAAAAUCACAUAUUCUUCUAUGCCUUUAAAAAGAUACCAUGUAGAGUCCAUAAAACUCUGCAAUAGAUGCGGACCGUGUUGUGCAUUUCAUGAGCAGCAAUGGUAAACGGACUGGUGCGAUGUUGUACGAAUGGACACUGAACGGUCUUAAAAAGUUUCAUAAUUUGAAACUUUUCAAAGCCAUAACGCACACUUUCUUUGGGUAUAAAUUUUAAAGACAAUGUGAUUUUCUACCAAAGUUAGCAUAUUUUUGUUAGUGCUUUUUAUAAAGUAUAUUUGAAUUUGCAAGACCAUCGAAACCAAUGGGGAAAAUGGAUGCUACUUAAGUAGUCAUUUUUCACCGAGUACGGUUUCCAUAGGAGGUUGAAAUGAUGUGCAUUCAAGACCGGACAUCCUGCUGAGUCCGAAUUAUUAUAGGAUUAGGCGGCAAAAUAAUCAGCAUUACAACCCCACCUAAGUAAUCCUUCCUAAUCAAAAACGCAUUUCAGAAUUUCUGCUAUCAUUUCAUGAGACCGAUCACUCACUGUAAAUGCUUGUCACUUGUCGGAAGGCUACAUUUCAAGUGGCCUAACGGCAUCACUGCCAAUCUUCGGUGAAUUCAAAUAUAUUUUGUAGAAAACAUGCACACAAAUAUGCUUUCGUUCACUCCUUUGGUAGAAAAUCACAUUGUUUUAUAUUUUAUACCCGAAGAAAGUGUAUAUUUAGGUUUUAAAGAAGUACCUUAUUAUGAGACUUUUAAAACCGUCCGAUCUCCAUUCCCACGGCAUCGUACAUGUCCGUUUAUCAAUGCUCCUCAUGAAAUGUACAACAUAGUCCACAUCCACUGCAAAGUUUUAUGAACUCUUUAUGGUAUGUUUUUAAAGGCAUAGAGGAAUAUAUGGUUUUCCUCACUUGGAAAGUAUACACUCUGUAUACUGAAAUCGCUAAACGCUAAUGCAAUGGCAGAGCAGGCUCAAAAUUAUCUGGGAAUUAAAAAACAUUUUAAAAACCUUAAUAUGAACUUUCUUCGGGUUCAAAAUACAAAAAUGUGAUUUUCUGCCAAAGGAUUAAAAGAAAGCAUACUUUUGUGCAUGUUUUCUACUAGAUAUAUUCAAAUUUAUAACACCAUCGAAAAUCAAUAGGAAAAGUCCAUUUUAUUUCAGUUGUCAUCUUUUAUCGAGCGUGGUACAAUGUGGUACAAUGCGCAUCCCCGCCUACUUGUUCGGUAGGUGGCGUCCAUUUACACCAUCUCCGGAUAUUCACUAUACGUCGACCGCAGAGCCGGCGUCGUAAAGCAGGCAGCCCGGUUUUACUCUCCGUCGUAAAGUAAAUCAGGGUCGCAGCCACUCCUCGUGGAAAAUCGGGCAUUCUUCAUUCCCACCAUGAGAGAGAGCCGGCGGCGCAUAUUUUUUAGGUGCUUCAUCUUUUAAUUCCGACCUUAGCUGCGUUAAGAUAAAGCCACCUUCCUUCCAAGGUACACCUUCACCCAAUAGAAGUGAAGAGACGAGUCCCAGGCAGCAGUCUUGAAGAAGGAGACACGAUCGCCGGGCCAAGAGCUUUAUUAGCCUGACGUUUCGGAUUCCUGCUCGAACCCAUCAUCAGAGACAACAGCCGAUACGGGUGGUUAAUGCAUAAGGGGCUGCAGUAUUUAGAAGAUGCAGUAGCCACGCUACCGCAUACCUAUGAAUAUUCACGGUCCUGCAAUGGUUAGAGUCGCUGGUCUUCCAAUGCCACAAACCGAAGUUCUGGGCCCGGUAUGUGGAUGAUACCUUCGACGUUAUCGACCGGGAUCAACUGCUAACAUUCAAGGAACAUCUGAAUGCGGUCUUCCCGGACAUUCAAUUCACUAUGGAGGAGGAAGAGAACACCCAGCGCGCCUUCCUGGAUGUCCUCGUAUGCCGCAAAGAUUGUGGUAAAAUAAAAAUCAAAGUGCUCAUGAAAGCGACAAAUACAAUGCAAGUACUGAACUUCAACAGUGACCACCCAAUCAGCCACAAACGCAGUUGUGUAAAGAUGCUCUAUCGGCGUGUCGAAACGCACUGCAGUGAGCCGGAAGACAAGAUUACCGAGCUGCAAUACCUUCGACGGGUCUUCAAAGCCAAUGGCUGCAUGCGCAAGUUCGUCAAUCUGUGUAUACGCAAAAGGGACGAAAGGCCCAACCGCACGGACACCAAAUUUCGUCGAGCGCUUCCAUAUUUCAAGAACGUUUCGGAAGCUGUCGGCCGCCUUCUUACGCCACUUGGGAUUGGAGUUGCACACGGACCGGAGACAACCACCAGGCGUCUGGUAACGAAACCGAAAGACCCACUGUCACGUCAAGAAACGUCUGGAGUCGUUUAUCGGAUCUGGUGCAGUUGCGGACAAAGCAACUACGUCCGAGGAACCGGAAGACAGCUCCAAACGCGAAUGACCGAACACGCUGCAACGGUGAGGAGAAAUGACGCCAGCUCUCAAGUUGCGGCUCAUUCGACCAGAUCCGACCACACAUUCAAAUUUGACGAGGCCGAAAUUAUCGCAAGAGGUAACAAUUGCAUGAGUCGGGAGCUACUUGAAUCAUGGUUUACUGGCCCCCAGUCCAUUAACAAAUGCAGUGAACUCCCCCUUCCAUACUCGGUGCUGAGACUUCGCCUAGGCGGAAUAAUAAGCCACUUGGGGAGCGCACAGAUGAACACUUUUCCCAACGCCAGGGUCGAUGGAUCAGAUGGUCGAGCAAUCAUCACACCAACAUCCAACGCACGUGAUGAAAUUGCAGCCAUUAACGACGCGAAUAUCGGCCAUCGCACCACGUGCAACGAUCCCUGAUGAAGAGACGAGCCUGAAUAUUCACAGGUAUGCGGUAGCAUGGCGACUGUAUCCUUUAAAUACUGCAGCCCUUGAUGCAUGAACCACCUGUCUCUGCUUUUGUCUCUGAUGAUGGGUUCGAGCAGGAGUCCGAAACGUCAGGCUAAUAAAGCUCUUGUCCCGGCGAUCGUGUCCUCUUCUUCAACACCUUCAACCGUCGAGCUGAUGGUCGCAUCUGCUGGAUAAUAUUCAGCGGACUCUCUUCUUGGUCACCAGUCAGCCGCUGAAAUCUGGGGUAUGCUGAGAUUGCUUCCCUCUGCAAGCGUGAUUGCGGUUUACAUUAUGCGUUUUCACAUGAGACUUACCCCCAAGUACCAUCUCAGUGCAACGUGCCAUGCAGUCGAACUUUGAUGACGUACACCGUUUGGAGUUUGACUGAACUGCUUAAGUCAAAUUUGGGUAAGAUGUGAUUGUGUAACCACACUUGAUGGACACAAUACUGUUGACCUACUUAAUUAUUUUGAGUUGGUGUGAUUACGUUGGCUUGGUGUUGCGUUGCGGUGAGUGUUCUGUUGGCGGUCUUGUUUCGUUGUUGUCGUGUCUACCUUUUCUGGUUCAAUGUCGGUGGUCCUUCUUCACAUUCGGCCUGUCGUCUCCUACUAUUUUUCGCGUUGGAUGUUUUAGGCUUAGAAAUAAGGGCUGUAUUUAAGGGUCAGGGUUAGUGUUGGGAUCAGGGUUAGGGGUUAGGGUUAGUUUUAGGGGUUAGGGCUUAGGUUUGGGGCUGGGGUUAGUUUAAGGUGUUAUGGCCCAGGGUUAUGGGAUUAGGUUUGGGGGUUAGGGCUUGCGGUCAGGGUAAUGGUUUAGGGUUAGACGUUGGGAUAAGGGCAGUUGCUUCUCAACCACUCAACGUACAACCGCGCAUUCUGAAUAGCUUUUCUUUUGCAUACAACUACUUGACCUCGUCGCCUGUGAGUUCCCUGGGCCCACCUGUAAAAACUCCUAUUACCACCGGUUCCGUGUUACCGAGGUCUAGGUUUUUUUUCACUCCCCUGCGGCCCUAGAAGCACAUCUGACCGCCCGCCUUCCAUCUUCCAACUUUUUGAAUUACACAAGCUCUCCUUUAGACCGUAUUCGUAUUCCCUGUUGGAUUGUCAUCAAUCAGCCGCCGAAACCUGGAGGAGUCUGACUCUAUCUUCCCACUGCAAGCGUAAUUGCCACGCAAAUUAAGCUCUGUCACAUGCGGUCAACUCCCCAUGAACCAUCGCAGUGAAACUUUCCAUGAAGCUGAACUUUAAUCACUUACACUGUUUGGAGUUUGACUGAACUGCUUGCGUCAACGCUUUUCCCGAAAUAGAGCUGCGAAAUGCCCUCGCAAAAGAUGUACACGCACCAGUACUUCAAAAUAUCAAUGCAGGGGAUGAUCCGUCCAUAGUUUGAGGCUCGGCUUUUGUUAAUAAUAGGAGCCUGCAAACUGAUCAGAUACAGUAGGUGAGCUAACUCAUGACAUGUUAAUCGAAAUUCCGAAAAACGUUUUCGUUUCGAAAAGAUUAAUUAAGUAGGGUUGUAAAAUUAAUCAGCCUGUAGUAUAGUUUUGCAAUAAUUCAUUUACCUCAGAAUGCCGGCUUUCGAGUGAAGUUCCUUCCGGCUGCACUGUAAAAAAUGACUGCCCAUGUAGCAUGAAUUUUUCCCAGUAAUUUUCGAUGCCCUUAAAAACUCAAUUAUAUUUCAUAAAAAACAUGCAUGAAAAUACUUUUCUGCUCAUUUGGUAGAAAAUUAUAUCUUCUUCCAAUUUUUUGCUCGAAGGAAGGGUACAAUUCAGAUUUAUAAAAAGUUUCUAAUUGUGGGCUUUUUUAAUACCGUGAAAUAGCCGUUCGUAAAACGUCACGUCUCUGCAUUUACCAAUGUGGCUUGUAGAGUUAACAAUAUGACUCAAAUACACUGAUAAAUUUCAUGAACCCCAUAUGGUCUUCUCCUUAUACCGUAGAGAAAUAUAUGGUUUUCUGUAAGCGGAAAAUAUACGGCUUGUAGUUUUGAAACACUGAAUGCAAGUGCAACUACGGGUUGGGUUUAAAAUUAUUCGGGAAUUGGGAAAGUUGUUGAGAACCGAAUUAUACCAUCCGUUCGAGUGUACAAUUGAAAUAAGACGUAAAGGUCUACCGAAUGAGCAAAAGAAUUAGUAUUUUCAUCUAUGUUUUCUAUGAAAUAUAGAAAGGUUUUUAAGCUGAUCGGAAAUCGAUGAGAAAAAUGUACGCUAAUUAAGUAGUCAUCUUUUUACAAAGUAUAACUUGUGCAUGCUACCGAAAAGAACUUCGUUCGAAAGUCGACAUCUUGACGCAACUGAAUUAUUGUGAAAUUAUGUUGCAUGAUGAUUAGUUCUACAACCAUGUUUAAGUACUCUUUUUGAAACGAAAACGCAUUUCGGAAUUUCGGUUGAAAUUUCAUCAGUUAGCCCACCUUGUGUACGUUAUUACAAGCUACAUUCUCGCAUUUACUCACCGCGGACAUAAGCUCCAUUUUGAAUCAUUUCUCCUAAAUACUGAACUUAGGCGAGGAGUUUGUUAUUGCGCUACAAAGAAAGUUCACAACGAAUGUACAUCUCGUUAGUUGUCGGUGGGGACGAACAGUAGGUAUGCUGACUCAUGAACUGUUAACCAAAAUCCUGAAAUGCAUUUUCGUUUCAAGAAGAUUGCUUAUGUAAGAUUUUAAAGUUAAUCAUCAUGCGGCAUAAUUCCAUAAUAAUUCAGUUACUUAAGGAGGCCGGCUUUCGAAUGAACCUCUUUCCGAACGCAUAAAAAAUAACACUCUGUAAAAGAUGAUUACUUAUGUAAUACGAAUUUUCCUCAUUUAUUUUCGACGCCCGUGAAAAUUCGAUUAAAUUUCAUGGAGAGCAUGCAUGAAAAUACUUAUUUGUCUACUCUUUUGGUUGCGAAUUACAUUUUCUUUCGAUUUUCCACCCAGAAAAGAGGUUUAGCUCGGUUUUGGAAAGCUUCCAAUUGUGAAAUUCCUCAAUACAGUGAAAUGCCCAUUCAUAAAACAUCUCCGCUCUGCACUAACUAAUGUAGCUUGUAAAGUUUACAGUAUGGCUUAAAUCCAUUGCAAAAUUUCGUGAGCCCGUUAUGGCAUCCCCUUAAUAACAUAGAGAAAUGUAUGGUUUUUUGUACACGAAAAAUAUACGACUUGUAGUUUGGAAACCGUGAAUUCAAGUGUAACGGCAAGUCGUGUUCGAAAUCAUUCGAGAAUUGGACAGAUUUUUCAAAAUCGAACUAUACUCUCCUUUGGAGUAGAAAAUUGAAAGAAGACUUUAUCAUCAACCAAAUGAUUAAAAGGACGAAUAUUUGUAUGCAUAUUUUUAUGAAAUAUAAUUUAAUUUUCAAGAGCAUCGAAAAUCAAUGAGAAAAAUUCAAUCUAUAUAAGUAAUUAUUUUUCACGGAUCGUAGUUUUUACACGGCCAGAAAGAGGUUCGUUCAAAAGCUGGCAUCCCGAGGUAACUGAAUUAUUAUGGGGUUGAGUUUCAUGAUGAUUGAAACGAAAACGCAGAAAAUAUACGGCUUGUAGUUUGGAGACCCUGAAUGUAAGCGUAACGGCAGGUAGUGCUCGAACUUGUUCGAGAAUUGGAUAAUUUAUUUAACAUCGAACUAUACUCUCCUCUCGAGUUGAAAACUAAAAGAAGACGUAAUCAUCAACCAACAGAGUAAAAGGAAAAAUAUUUUUAUGCAUGUUUUCCAAGAACUAUCAUUAAAUUUUCGAGAGCAUCGAAAAUAAACAACAAAAAUUCGGAGUGUGAUUUUCUAUGCGGCCGGAAAGAGAUUCCUUUAAAAGUUGGCACCGAAUUACUAUGAAAUUAUGCUGCAUGAUGAUUAACUUUACAACCCUGCUUAAGUAAUCUUUUUGAAACGAAAACGCAUUUCCGUAUUUCGGUUAACAUUUUAUGAGUCAACACACCUACUGUACGAAGUUCGUGAAAGUCCACCAUUUGGGAACCUGGGCUGCUCUACCUAGCUCUACAGGCAGGCGUUCGAGAUUAUAUCCCGUCCUAACCGACGUGGUUACAAGGCAGUCCUAUUUCUGAUGCAUUAGGCCGAAGAAGACACCACGGCCCGCAUACUUUCACAGGAAAUAUAAUACCAUAAAUACCUAGCAUAUACUUACGAGUCGAGGUUAAUGUGCACACGUAUUUGCGACAGUAGAAUAUGACUCGCUUCGCAUUAGGGCUCCCAGCUGUAUAUUAGUGUGAAUUCAUAGGUUUGCAGUAAUAAAUUGUUUCCUAAAUUUAAUCAUAAUAUACAGAACAUUUCUCCAAUCAACUGUGACAAACUUGACUGCGUCUUCUAAUUCGAUUAUAGUCAAGUUUGUGUCCAUACAGAAACCGCUGAAACAUCUCAGACACCGUGUCCCUCUACCGCUAUUAUCGUUGGCACCUCUGUAAGCCAAAUAAAUAUUCUAAGAGACAGAUUGGAAAAAAGUAACCAAUCUACGAACUCGACUCACUGACCAAUAGGAAUUAUUGCUGGGGCUGACGACUACAUAAAAGGUCCUCGUGCGAUCAGAACGGGUCUGCCUCUGCCGAGGAUUGUUUUUUCCUCUGGAGCAGACUCGUCAAAAUGGUUAGUCCUUUUGUUUUAAUUAUCAAACAGAGGGGGGAUUUAUGUUUAACAGCUCACGAGAGUGUAAUCCGCUAUGAUCAGCGUGAACGUUGUUUUGCAAUUUACCUAAAAAUUAAACCUAUAAACGCAUAACUGUCCGCCCACUCUUUCAGGUGAACUUCACGGUCGAACAGAUUCGUCGCUUGAUGAAUUUCCACAAAAACAUUCGCAAUAUAUCUAUCAUUGCCCACGUCGAUCACGGAAAAUCCACCCUGACUGACUCCCUCGUCUCACAAGCAGGCAUUAUCGUUGAGGCCGGUGCAGGCGAUGAGCAGGAACACUGCACUGCCCUGAAAUCAGUGGUUGUUUCUCUUUACAAUGAGUUGGGACCCGAACAGUUGGCACUCGUGCAAAAAAUCCAGCCCUUGACCAUUAAUGGGGAGGGUAGGGAGGAGCGUGGAUUUCUUACCAACCUUAUUGACUCGCCCCGCCACGGAGACUUCAGCUCCGAGGUCGCCACUGCCCUCCAAGUGACGGACGGCUGCUUGGUGGUCGUAGAUGCGAUGGCUGGUGUCUGCGUGCAGACAGAAGUGGGACUACGUCAAGCUCUCACUGAACGAAUCAAGCCCAUCCUCUUCUUGAAUAAGUUUGACGAGGCCAUUAACACAAUGGGCCAAGAUCUGGAAGGACUUUACCAGCAUCUAUCUCGGGUGGUGGAUAGUACGAACGUUAUCAUUGCCCAUUUUAGUGAGGAUGAUGGUCCGAUGGGUGUCGUUACUGUCAACCCCGACGCUGGUACUGUAGGUUUCGGUUCCGGUCAACAGGGCUGGGCUUUCAGCCUUCACACCAUGGCCUCCUACUACGCAAACCGAAUGCGUAUGCCCGCAGAUAAGUUGCUGUCCAAGCUGUGGGGCGACAAUUUCUUCAAUGCUAAAGAGAAAAAAUGGAGGACGCAGAAUGAUGACGGGGAAGUCCGAAGCUUCGUUCAAUUUGUCUUGGAGCCGAUAUGCAAAAUCUUCCGUGCCGUCCAAAGUGGAAACAAGGCAGAAAUUGAAAAUCUCCUUAGUAGGAUUAACGUAAAUCUCAGUUCAGAAGAAUUCGAGCUGUCUUCCAAACAUAUGCUGAAGUGCAUUAUGCGCAAAUGGCUGCCGGCUGAAGAUUGUCUCCUAGAGAUGGUCUGCAUCCACCUUCCCAGUCCUGUUGUCUCUCAGAAGUAUCGCAUGGAGCUAUUGUACGACGGACCCCACGACGACGAGGCUGCUUUUGCCAUCCGGGACUGCGAUCCAGAGGGACCACUCAUGAUGUAUAUAAGUAAGAUGGUUCCUACCUCGGACAAAGGUCGCUUCUACGCCCUUGGUCGUGUAUUCUCUGGAAAGGUCGCUACCGGCCAGGCGGUUCAAAUCAUGGGGACUAACUUUGUCCAGAGGAAGGACGAUGAAUUGUACGAAAAAUCCAUACAGCGUACAAUCCUGAUGAUGGGUCGUUGCACCGAGGCCAUUGAGGAUGUGCCCUGUGGAAAUAUCUGUGGUCUGGUUGGCGUUGAUCAGUUUCUGGUGAAGACUGGAACCAUCACAACCUUUGCCGGGGCGCACAAUAUGCGUCAGAUGAAAUUCAGCGUCAGCCCCGUCGUCCGUGUUGCCGUAGACUGCGAAAACCCGAGCGAUCUGCCAAAGCUAGUCGAAGGUUUGAAACGGUUGGCAAAGAGUGACCCUAUUGUCCAGGUAGGUUAUUUUGAUAAAUCUGAAGUUCUCUUAGAUCUACACAGAGGAGUCCGGCGAGCACAUCAUAGCCGGUGCUGGUGAAUUGCACCUUGAAAUUUGCUUGAAAGAUCUGGAGGAGGAUCAUGCGUGCAUUCCAAUCAAGAAGUCCGAUCCAGUUGUCUCAUACAGAGAAACAGUUACGGCCUACGACUCGCAACAAUGCAUGUCAAAGUCCGCCAACAAACACAAUCGAUUGUACUUCCGAGCGGAACCUCUGGGUGAUGAGUUGACGAACCUGAUUGAUGAGGGAGAAAAGUUUGCGAGGAUGGAUCCAAAGGAAAGAGGGCGUUUGUUGAUUGAUGAGCACGGCUGGGACGCAACCGACAGCCGGAAGAUUUGGUGCUUUGGUCCAAAUGGCACCGGUCCUAACCUCGUUUUAGAUGUUAUAAAGGGUGUGCAGUACUUCAGUGAUAUCAAAGAUAGCAUCGUGGCUGCAUUCCAGCUGGUCACAACGGACGGUGUGCUCUGCAACGAAACCAUGCGUGGCAUCCGGUUCAACAUCGAAGAUGUUGCAUUGCAUGCUGAUGCAAUUCACAGAGGAGGUGGUCAAAUCAUGCCCACUGCGAAGCGUUGUUUCCUUGCCAGUUGUCUGACUGCGUCGCCUAUGAUAAUGGAACCUGUGUAUCUAUGCGAAAUUCAGACACCUGAAGAAGCCCUGGAUGGUGUCCGCAGCACCCUUGACAACAGGCGAGGCGUCGUUUUCAGUGAGGAAAUGACUCCUGGAACCCCACUAAAAGUGGUCAAAGCACAUCUCCCUGUCAACGAGUCUUUUGGUAAGAACGUUCUUUUCUUUAUCUAAUCCCCUUUCCCAGGAUUCACUGCUGAGCUGCGUGCCAACACCGGUGGCAGAGCUUUCCCUCAAUGCCAGUUUGAUCACUGGCAACUCUAUCCUGGUGAUCCUUUGGAUGCCAACAGCAAGUCGGGAAUCCUUGUUGCAAGUAUCAGGAAACGCAAAGGAAAGCCGGAGGCGAUACCACCACUUGACUACUUCAUUGAUAAGCUUUAA